AAUUGUGUUGUUUUUUUUUUCAUGCAAAGUUAGGAAUUGUAACUUGCUGUUGUUAAAUCAUUCUUUUUCAUCACCUGUUCGUUUAUUUGUUGAUUGUUAUCUUGUCGUUUAUUGAGGGCGAAAAAAAUUUGAUGCUGUUGCAAUUACCUGAUGUAAGACUGUUUACGUGACACCAGGGCUGUCAUAUAGAAUCUAAAAUAUUUGUAGCGCCUAUACUGCAGUAAAAUAUUCUCUUCAUUUCGCGCCAUAACAAACAAACAGAUAAAAUGAAAAUUUCAUAAUAGGGUUUUAAAACCAACGAAAUUCCAUAAAGAGCUUCGUAUUAUAUAGAGCCGCAGCCUUUUAAAAGAAUUCCAAUCGAUCUUAAAAAAAUAAAAAGAAAUCAUUUUGCAACCAACUAUAUAACAACUCGUCCUCGCGUAAUCCACAAAAACCUCGCACCCUCGCCACGCCCUUAUGCAAAAACUACAAAAACAACGUACACACGCACACACGCGUGCACGUCCCACCACGGACACGCAGAAGCGCAGUAUAGAGCGUCAGCCGGCGAGACGCGGGAAUGCCGUUUAAAUAUAUACAGCUCAGGUUGGGCAGAGAGAGAAAGAGAGGCGCGAGCAUCAGUAUAACGAUGAAGCAGAGGUGUCGGCCGCAAGCGCGCGUGCAUGCAAGCCGAGGAAGAGCCGCCGUCCUCGAGUUUAGCAUCUCGCGCGCGCGCAUCUCCCAAUAUGGAGCAAUCUCGGAUUUCCAUUCGUCCAAAUCGAGAAUAUCCGCCCGCGCGCCAGCGCUCACGCCUCCCGCGGCUUAUGUAUACACUAAUUCUUUCAUAAUAACUCGCUACUUCAUUGCUGCUGCUGGCCGUGCGCGUAUAGCUGUAUCGGGCGAUGUUGACGGCCGGAGGGAUGGAAGAUUGUAUUUUGAGCGUUAAUUUGGAACUUCGGCGCGGGACGGGUUAUUUUCGUUCGGGACAUGGGAGAUUUUUAUUUGGCUCGAUUGAACUGGCUAUUAUACACUAAGACGUUAGACUUCACGACCGCAAAAGAGUCGAAAAAUUUUCCAAAACAAAAGCUCCGCACUAAUCAAGUCAUCGUCCCUGAUAUCCGAAAUCUCAACUCGCACGUACGCUCACCGAUGUGCUCUGUACAGCGCAUCAGGUUCUCAAGUUACACCUCCCCGCUCUGUACCACACAGCGUUCGCGCACAUCGAAGCGCGCGAGCGCUGCAAGCUUUCUUCCUUUUUAAGCUCAUAUUUCCAACUUCCAAUUUGGUCGUCCGAAAAUAAAUCGGCGCGCGCGCGCGCGCCACGUGAGUAUAGAGAUAGACGCGCGCGCGCGCGCGCACGUAUACACGGUUCAAAAUUCCACUUUCCCCACCCCCGCUCAACACGGCGCUUUUCGCGCGUCUAUUCGUGCGCGCGAGCGCGUUACACGCCUCCUCCUCCUCCGCUCGCGCGCGCGUUCAGUCGUCGUCGUGGAGCGCGACGGAUCGGGAUAGUUUUCGAUCGGAAUCGCUGCGGCCGUCUACUGUAGUGCGACGACGUGCAUCAGAGGGUUGCGCGGAACAUGUGCGGCCGGCCGAUAUGAGACAGCGAGGAGCCGAGUCUUCCUGAACGGGGGGAGAGGGACAGACAGCUGUGGGGCUACUUACGUAUAGACUGUGCGCGAUUUCAAGACGACCGCGAGUGCCACAGACUUCAUGUUGCCGGAAAGCAAAUUUCCCGUUACAGGGGGCAUUAUGCAAACUGAGGAAAUCGUGCCCAGCGCACAGUCAACCGGCUUAGAUGCGUCGUCGUCGGUGUCGGAUCCCACUGGAAGCCUCUUUCAGCCUCAGCCGCAGCAGACGUCGUCGCCGAUCCGAUUCAGCCAACACAUCCAGUACCCGAUUCCCAGCCUCGUCAACAUGGCAGUGAAGCAGGAGCCCCAGGAGGAGGACGAGCAGGGCAGGCAACCGAACGCGCUGAGCCCGCAAACGGAGAUCGGGGAUGCGCAGUCGACCCCGGAGGACAGCCUGGCGAACCACAAGCGCGCCGAUCAAGCCAGCCCCGAGUUCAACAGCCAGAGCCCGCAGACGCCUCAGCAGAACGGCUGCAAGAAACCGGCGAAUCGCGGCCGCAGGAAGUCCCGCUGGAAGCUCAAGUUCCACCACCAGGCCCUUCCCCCGGAGUAUCUGGAUCACUACGAGGCGGCCCUGGCCCAGGAGGCCGCGCUGAACUCCACGAGCGCAGCUCCGGUCGAGCCCCGCAUCUCGAGCCCGGCACCGACGGCUCCGAUGCCGGCCUUCGCCCCCGGGCCCGGUCCCGCGACCGACGUUCAGAGCUGGCUGCAGCGACUCGCCGCCAUGCAGAACGAGAUCUACGCCAAGCCGCUGCAAGUAGCGAACUUCUGCCAGACGACGGCCGCCAGUAGGAGAUCCGUCAUCACCUCGACGCAGUCGACGCAGCCGCCGCUUCCCUCCCACCCGGUCUUCGCUCAUCACCCACAUCACCAUCAACCUUCGCAGCAGCAGCAUCAGCUGCUGCAGCAGACUCUGCCAAACCACAGGAGCAACGUCCAGACCCAGCCCAGCCCCAGACCGCCGAUGAAGUACUCGGACCUGCCCUACAUGGGCGAGAUCACGCUGGACAACAGCAAGCCCAGGAGAGGCAGGAAGCCCAAGAAGGCCGACAUCUGCCACCUGAUCUACAAGAACUACGGGACCAUCCUGCCUGGAACCCCCGGGCUCGACGACAGGUCGAAGCUGCCGACGACGAGAGACAAGCUCGACCUGGCCAAGGACGCGGCCCAGCUGUCAACGCCGUACCAGCGGACGGACAUCCAGAACAGGAUCAGUAGUCUUCUGGAGAAGCGGCUGACGCAGGAGAGACGGGCCCUCGAGAUCUCGGUGAACAACGCCUGCAGGGAGCAGGAGGAGCCGCUCAACCUCUGCAUCAGGGACCUGAAUCUUCUGAAGAUCCGGCUCGGCGAGAAGCACGGCAGCGCCUACGGCUCCUACUACUCCAAGAGCGAGGGAUCCAGCGACGCCGAGGACGUCGAGUACCUGGGCGCCCCGACGCAGGGCCACUCGGCCGAGGCCGGAAUUCAGGCGGAAGUCAACGGCGAGCUCGGCGCUAGCGAGCAGCAGCUCAAGUCCAUCAACCCCAACCACAUGCACUACGGCGGCGAGGCGAACGAGGUGAACGGCAGCGGCGCCGACCUCCUCAACAACAACCACGAGCUGGCUGCCAAACCGAACCCCGGCUUCCUGUACUGGCCCAACGCCGGCGUCUUCAUUCACCCGGUGGCCCUGCAGUCCCAGUUCCUGUACUACCAGAAGCUCGCUCAGGAGAAGGGUCUCGCGCCGCCGCAGCCACCGCCGCCAGAGCAGACGCCCAAGGAGCAGCGCAUCGUGCCCAAGUCCAUCUACUCGAUGCUGGAGAGCCCGAAAACGCCCGUGCCCGUCCCGUCCACGGUGUCCCCCAGCCAGACCCCGCUGUCGCCGGAGACCAGCAUUCCCCAGACUCCGUCGCCCAGACCGAAGCGCAACUCCACGAGCCAGGGCGGCCAGACGUCGAGCCUGCAGCAGCCGAUGAAGCGCAAGCGCUCGGCCAUCUUCAUCCCGCCGAUGCCCACGGAGAACAACAACAACCCGGCGACGGAGGUCAGCAUCUGCAAGUUCAAGUUCACCGGCGGCGCCAAGCCCACGCUCCAGGAGAAGAAGAGCCUGUCGGUCGACUCGGGCGGCAACUUCCGCUACUACAGCGGCACCGGCGACAAGAGCAUGCGCGGCUACGAGUUCUUCCCCCGAGAAGCCCUCCAGCAGCCGGCCAACCAGGCCGGGGGCUCCUCGGCCGCCGGAGCUUUCCUCACCGCGGCCGCCGAGAGGACUCCCCAGACGAGCUGUCCCAGAGUUUGCGGUAUCCAGGACGAUAGCCGGAGGAAGCGCAAGACCAGGAAGAGCAUCCAGCGGGAGAAACUCGAGCAGACCUUCAAGGAGAAGGGCUUCCUCAUCCAGACGCAGCAGCUCGAGUCUGCCGAGGGCGCGACCUACUGCAAGUUCCGGCAGCUGCGCAAGUUCACCAGGUACCUCUUCAGGAGCUGGAAGGACUACCUGCCCGGCAACGUGCGCGAGUUGACGGACUCGGGCGAGCCGGUCGCCGGCCUCAAGGACGCCGAGCAAGACGCAAGCGAUCAGGCCCUGAUGCCCGUCUCGCCUUUGCCCGUUUUGCCGAGCGGCGUAGAACUGCAGCCUGGAAUGAUGGACAACUCGCCGCCGAGCUUGCCGCUCAACUGAUCCGGCGGCAAAUUCAAAUGUGGGCCGGACGAACGUUUCUUGUGUAUAACUCGCAUUUAUAGCCCCCAAAUGUUUGCCCGCGUGUUCGUGAUUACACUGCGCUCGUCUUCUUUUUAUUUAUUUGUAUUCGUUAUACAAUACACUCUGCCGCCGCAGCCGCUUAUCGUUCGCGUACUUAAUCGCCGUUAUCAUUGCCGUGUACAUAAUGAAUUAACAAGAGCAAACGCGCGAGAUUGUUGUAGUUUGUUAAUAAUUACGUAGUUGUACAAAGAGAUACCCUUCGACAUGCGGGGACGUUCGGGAGGAAAGUGUAAAUUAUACAUGCAUACGCGCGUGUAUCCGAGUGAUCGCGCUGCAGAACACGUGGACAGUGUCGAGAGAGAUAUAAUACGUGUAACGUCGACACACACGAGUGCAUUUCACGAGAAUAGACUUGAAAAUGCCGAGGAUACGUCUUAUCCGUCUCUUCGUUGCGUAAUAGUACGCGCAUAUAUACAUAUAUACCUAUUUAACGUGUAGCUUUGUGCCAAAGACAAGAGACUGCAGAUUUUAAAGUUAUGAUAUUAUAUACGUAUAGGCACACGAUGCGGUGAAACGCUCGUGACUUAUAUUCUGUAAAUAAAAUGUGUAUAACGCAGCUGCCAUGUGUAAAAUACGAAUAUAAUAUUAUUGUAUAGCGCAGCACGUUGACACAUCAGAGUCGACUUUUUUUGUAAAUAUUAUAUACGGUGCGAUGCGUAUAAGCGAGAGAUCUUUGUUAUGCUUCUUUAUUUUUCGGGCAAUAUCAUAACAGCCGCAACAUUGUGUAACAUAUGCAUUUGCGAACGAGUAUGCGUGUGUAUACCUAUACCCAUAUAUUUUUAACGCAAUCGAGUGGCGAUUUAAAGGUGAUAUAACGUAUACGUGUGCGUGUACGAAAGACGCAUACGUUCUGUCGCGUUGUGUGUAUAGCUCGUAAAAUAAACGCGGGACUGUGCACGAUAACUUAACCGAUGCUAAUUUUCAAUUUCGUCUAACGAGAGAUCUAGUCUUUUAUUUGUACUUUGUUAAAUUUUCAUCGAAUAUUGUAUAUCUUCACAGUGUAUAUAAUCAUACACGUCACUCACACACAGAGUGCAUUCGAAGUUUGUAUGUUUUUACGUACGAGAAAUACACAUAAACCGUGUAAUAACUCAUCAUCGCGCGCAAUUUUUUUUCAAAACAAAACGAGCCUAUCGCGGCUCGACAUUAAGACUAUACUCGACACACUGGUUUGCAAUAAAUUUUACUAAUAUUUGAAA
This is a messenger RNA of Nasonia vitripennis (jewel wasp), 5546 nucleotides long. RefSeq lists its product as uncharacterized. The transcript has 4 exons. Lineage: Eukaryota; Metazoa; Arthropoda; Insecta; Hymenoptera; Pteromalidae. The record is from RefSeq and is a predicted model, not a curated record. Bases 1693 to 4266 code for a protein of 857 amino acids.